CAACCUAUAAAAGCUGGUCCAGAGCCAAUCCUCCCGACAAGAUAUCAGCUUCUGUCAUAGGGGCGGACCGUACAGGGGUUUGUGUGUGUGUUUGAGCCUGGGAUUAGGGAAACUGCGGCGAUGGCGGGAUGUUCAUGGGGAUACGGACCCAAAAACGGUCCAAGUCAUUGGCAUGAAUUGGGAUUCCCCUUAGCGAAGGACGGUACCCGCCAAUCACCCAUCGAGAUCAAAAAUGAGGAAGCCAAGUACGACUCGAACCUGAAGCCACUGACUCCUAGCUAUGAUCCAUCCAGCUCGCAAAGUAUUUGCAACACGGGCAACUCUUUCCAGGUGGAUUUCGACGAUUGCACAGACAAAUCAGUGCUGACAGGUGGCCCCCUUUGUGGAAAAUACAGGCUACGUCAGUUCCACUUCCACUGGGGAGCUUGUGAUACUCAGGGCAGUGAACAUGUAGUUGAUGGACAAAAUUUUGCUGGAGAGCUUCACCUGGUGCAUUGGAAUGCAGAAAAGUAUAGUGAUUUUGGUGAGGCUCUUAAAGCACCUGAUGGUUUGGCUGUCAUCGGUGUCUUCCUAAAGGUACGUGAUGCAAAUCCAGCUCUGCAGAAGAUUGUCAGUUUACUGGACAGCCUUAAAUCAAAGGGUGCUAAAUGUGACUUUAAAGACUUUUCUCCUUGCUCUCUGCUGCCUCCUUGUCUCCAAUAUUGGACCUACCUAGGAUCCUUGACCACUCCUCCCCUGUGUGAGAGCGUAAUCUGGCUUGUGCUUAAGGAACCUAUUGCCAUUGGUGCAGAUCAGAUAGCAAAGUUCCGCUGUCUGCAGUUUGGACCUGAUGAACCCAUGCAAAACAACUACCGAUCUCCCCAGCCUCUGAAAUACAGGGAGAUUCAAAAAAACUUUGAGUAAGGGUUUGAAUACAGUCAUCAGCUUGCCUUUCGGAACUGCCCCUGUCUAGCCUGAGUAGCAGUAAAUAACUUCCCCUCACCCAUCACCACUCCUUACUUGGUCAGAGUGGACAAAUAGGCAGACAACAUCUUUUAAGCACAAGUUGAUAAAAUUGGGGCGUCCAGAUUGGUCUAAGCCGCCCCUGGAUUGUUAUCGUGUUCCUGGAUCUUCACGAGCCUUGCCAUUUAACAAAAAAUCUGAAGCAAUCAUUUCUUUUCUUGAAAAUAAAAACAUGAAGGCAGUCUGUAAUUUAGUGAAGGACUAAUCUGUAGCACUGAAUAUAUUGUUAAAGUUUAAUAAAUUGUGUUUUUAGUGAUGUUAACUGUAAAGCAGUUCCUAGUUUAAAAUUAUAUUGAAUAUUAAAGAGCAAUAAUUCUACCAAUGCAAUGAGUUGUAAGCCAUAAGAUUUAGUAAAUAAACAUUGUGCUGACUUA
Carcharodon carcharias (great white shark) is the source of this 1376-nucleotide messenger RNA. RefSeq names its product carbonic anhydrase 2-like. The transcript has 7 exons. Gene Ontology annotation, cellular component: cytoplasm. The coding region runs from base 121 to 903 and encodes 260 amino acids. The record is from RefSeq and is a predicted model, not a curated record. Lineage: Eukaryota; Metazoa; Chordata; Chondrichthyes; Lamniformes; Lamnidae. Gene Ontology annotation, molecular function: carbonate dehydratase activity; zinc ion binding.